This is a messenger RNA of Schistocerca gregaria, 2343 nucleotides long. RefSeq lists its product as uncharacterized. The transcript is spliced from 9 exons. The coding region runs from base 21 to 1526 and encodes 501 amino acids. NCBI's taxonomy places the organism in Eukaryota, Metazoa, Arthropoda, Insecta, Orthoptera, Acrididae. The record is from RefSeq and is a predicted model, not a curated record.
GCAAAGAUCCAAUAGUACUCAUGGUUUCAUUUUAUUUUUUGAUUGUCCCUCUCACAUCUGUCAUACUUCAGUUGCAGGGAGGUUUGUCUGUAAUAUUCCCAGAAGCUGUGCAUGUUGUGGAAGGAGGUGAUGUUUUGCUAAAAUUGCUAAGGAGCAAUCCAAACCAAAGAUCAUGUCUUCUUAAAACACCAAACACAUCAGUUAUUUAUCCACUUAUAUCAGAGUUUGCUCAUCAUCAAAAUGAAUAUCAAAAGAUAAAAUAUUUUGGUGGUAAUAUACAUACAGAUUGUGGUGUCCGGAUUAAUAAUGUAACUGCUGAAGAUGUAGGGUACUGGCGACUUACUUCAAUAUCACAUAUUUAUGAGAAGGUUGAGGGUGAUUCGAAAAUAUCAUUAAGUGCUAGUUCUUCUUCAGCAGUCAAGAUUUUGAUUGGUACUAAGCCUGUUUUAAACUUUGGUGAUCUCCAGCAUUGUACUUCAUAUUACAUGACUAAUAAGUACAAGAAAAUUAAUGCAGGUGUUAAAAAUGCUUCUUGUACUAACAGUGAUGAACUUGAUUCUGGAUGGACAACUCAUAAUUCUUUAGGUGGAAGUUUAACACUAUUUUGCAAUUUGAAACGCAAGGAGAGACUAGCAUCUUGCUACUUUAUUCGUCUAUAUGAUCAGGCAACAUUCAGCGUGGUUGAUGGGACUGGCAAUGGCCAAUACAGUUAUUUUGGAGAUGGACUUUGUUCUGGUCAUUGUGGUAUAACUAUUGAUUCUCCUCAGGAGAAGGAUUACGGCAGAUGGCAGUGCAUUGUUUUAACUGCUCACAGAAGAAAACCUCUCUCUUCUUUUAUCUCCAUUUCUUCAGAUAUGGGAGAUGUUGCUGCAGCUGAAAAAAUUCAAGUAUGGGAUGUUGGUAACACUGUUGUACUCUUGGGGCAACCACUGACAUUGAAAUGCCGUGUAGAGACACCAAUAAGCGAAUGUUCACUGGUUCAUCCAAAUGGUUCAACAAUUGUGCUUGACUCAAAAGAAGGGAUUUACAACAGUACAGAAAUGUGGAAAUAUGAUGGUUUGUGGAAAUAUGAUGGUUUUAGUAUUGAUGCAGGUGACUGUGGAGGGACACUGUUUGCUGCAACUGAGGAAGAAUCUGGAAUCUGGAAAUGUCAAAUGAAGACAUUGAGGCCAACUAACACGAUUUAUGCAUCACAGAUUCAAGUGAAAGUGACAAAAAUCCCUUUAACUGCAGUAAAUGAAGUGGUUGUGUCACAUGUUGGUGACAGUAUAACAAUAGGAUGUCAGAUGGUAUCACCUAUGUAUGUUAUGGAAUACUGUUCAUUUAAGCGACCUGAUGGAACUGUAUUUGGACCUCUUGGAAAUGCAACAUCCUAUGUGCACAUUAUGGAAGCUGGUCUCUGUGAAUUGAGUAUCAAGAGUGUGGAAAUGAGGGAUCUUGGAGAAUGGACAUGUACAGUAAAGAUAAAACGUGAAGAAGAUGAAAUAUCAACCACUACCAUCAUUCAGUUUUCAGGUAUGACAUAGCAGCAGCAGCCACCCACUCACCACUUUCAGACAAGAAGACAAGUAAUUGGAUAUGACAUUUCUUGAUGUAUGGGAAAAAAGACCAUUUAGUAUUCAUCUUAAGAAGAAUUUCAGGUGGAAUGAAAUAACAUCCUUCAUCACAACUACAGUGAAUCAUCAUGGCAGCUUCUAAAUGGAUUCACAUCGGUUUCAGACUAGCUGGCAUACAAGGAAGGCUGUACUUUAGAAUUCAGUUUUGUACCUGUGUUACAGAAUUUUAAUGGUGACAAUAAAUUGGGAUUAACACUGGCAGGGCAACAAAUUUGUCAUUUGAUUUGAUUGUGAAGUACCCAUAAUAUUACCCAGCAUGUCAACUAUGAAUGUGAUACCAAAGACCCAACACAUUCUUUAGUCUCAAUGAAAAUAAUAUAAAGAGUUGUUUUCUGUUGGAGGUGAUAAUUCUUAUGAAUCAUAAUGGCAUGAGUAACUUGGAAGUGAUAACUGAAAAGAAAGUGCUGAGUAUUGAUAUCUAUGUACUGAUUCUAUUUUGGCAAUGGAUAUUCCAAUACUCAAUUUCUUUCAUAUAGCUGAAUCCAAAGUUGAUUUAUUAAAGUAUGUAUUAUAUUGUUCUUGCUGAGCUGUGUUGCUUUAAGCAGUUAUCAAAAGAAUGUAUAAAGUAAACAGAAAACUUUUUCUGUGUUAAGCAGAUCAAACAGUACAUUAAUUGUGAUGUCUUACUAUUUGUAAUUUUUUAUUAGAAAAUUUGGAUAUGAAAUGAACAAAUGAAUAAAACCAAAUUAAGAGCUUCAAGCCAAAAUUAAGUAAAAGUCUUAAUUGA